AUGCCGUCUCGCGAGAUCGGCCGCGCGCUCGGCGGCGACGCCACCGCGCCGGUCACGCUCGCGUGCUGGCUCGACUACGCGUGCCCGUUCAGCGCCAAGUUCUUCCGCACGAUGACGACCGAGGUCGUCCCGCACUACGGCGCGCGGCUUCGGUUCGUCUUCUACCAUCAGGUGCAGCCGUGGCAUCCGCAGAGCACGAUGCUGCACGAGGCUGCGAUCGCGACGCGCGCGUUGGGCGGCGUCGACGCGUUCUGGAAAUUCUCCGCCGCGCUGUUCGCCGCGCAGACGGAGUACUUCGACGCGAACGUCUACGACACGUCGCGGAGCGCGAUGUACGCGAAGCUCGCGGCGUUGGCGGCGGCGUCCGCGGGCGUGGACGAGGAGGAGAUCGCCGGCGAACUCAACACCGGCAACGCGUGCACGCAAGAGCUGAAGUUCCACGUCAAGCUCGGGAGGCAGACGGGGAUCCACGUCUCGCCGACGACGACGCUGAACGGGAUGGUCUGCGACACGUCCUCGGGGUGGGACCUCGAGAAGUGGAGAGCGUUUUUGGAUCCGCACGUCGAGGGCACGGACGCGUGA
Messenger RNA from Micromonas pusilla CCMP1545, 582 nucleotides. RefSeq lists its product as uncharacterized. NCBI's taxonomy places the organism in Eukaryota, Viridiplantae, Chlorophyta, Mamiellophyceae, Mamiellales, Mamiellaceae. The transcript is spliced from 2 exons. The coding region runs from base 1 to 582 and encodes 193 amino acids. The record is from RefSeq and is a predicted model, not a curated record.